Messenger RNA from Lepidothrix coronata (blue-crowned manakin), 6164 nucleotides. RefSeq names its product centrosomal protein 85 like (gene CEP85L). Gene Ontology annotation, cellular component: centrosome. The transcript is spliced from 13 exons. The coding region runs from base 22 to 2379 and encodes 785 amino acids. The record is from RefSeq and is a predicted model, not a curated record. Lineage: Eukaryota; Metazoa; Chordata; Aves; Passeriformes; Pipridae.
GGCCCGGCCCGGCGCGGCACCAUGUGGGGCGGGCUGCACCCCCAGCCCGGCUUGCGCGGCUACAAGGCGGGCUCAGAUUAUUCCUCAGUGGGAUGGUUACCUGGUACUGAAUCCCUGUGGCAGAGCACAACGAUUUCAUCAAGCAGUCAAAGCAAUCCUGUCAGAAGACACAGUAUAGCUUCCGACAGCGGGGACACUGGGAUUGGUACCUCCUGUUCUGAUAGUGUGGAAGAUCAUUCAACUUCAAGUGGUACCUCCUCGUUUAAGCCCAGCCGAUCACUGGUUUCCAUUCCCACUGCCCAUGUGAUGCUGUCUAAUGCCAGCUCUUCACUUUCCAAACACAGGGAAGCUUUCAAGUCUGAUGGCUCAAAAUGGAGCACAAGCUUUGUACGGUCAGGAGGAGGCAGAAAUCAGGGUUCACUGGACAACUCCCUUGACAUGAAAGAUGCAAGACCUGUGAGAAAAUGGUCCUCCUUGUCUAAACUCAGCUCACCAAAUACCUUCAGCCAAGAUGGUAGUAGUCAUUCGGUGGAAUACAGGGCUGGUACAGACAAAGCUGUGUCACCACAAUUAAGGACAAAUGGGCCAAGUUGUUUGCAUGACAGCAUGGAGUUGCUAAAAAUUGAGGACAGAGAAAUGGGGAAAAAACGAUCUUCUCUACUGGACUGCAAAUAUAAAUUUGAAACAUGCAGCAAAGAUGAUUUUGUUUCAGAUUCCCCAAGCAGGAGACAUGCCUUAGACUUGACCUACAGUGCCUUACCUGAAAGCAAACCUACGGCAGCCAGUUGUGAGGCUUUCGGACAGAGAUACGCAACGCUGGGACAGCAGGCUGUGAGUGGAGCUCCCAUACAGCCGGCAGUGAGGACUCAAAUGUGGCUUAAGGAGCAGCUCCGUGCAAAUCCCCUGGACUGCAGGCCUGCCGAGGAGCCCUACGGUGUAGCUGCAUGGCAUGUGCAGCAGCCUGAAGAUUUUAGAAUAGGAGGUGAACAGCCUGUGCAGGUUUCACCUGGAACAUCUCGUCCAAGUUACCCAGCUACCAGCUAUCAGGACUCCAGCAACUGGGAAUCUCUAAUGAAAAUUAAAGAGGGGCUGCUAAGACAGAAAGAGUUUGUGAUUGAUCGGCAAAAUCAGCAAAUUAACAAUUUACAUCAGAAGAUAAGGGAGAAUGAAUUACGAGCUCAACACGCAAGACUGAGCCAUCUUGUGAACUGCGAAGAACCUUACGUGACUAAUUUACAGCAACCACAGUAUGAGAGCACACUGCUGCAACCUCACAUUUCAGAAAGAUCAGCCUCCCACCUUGAGGAGCUUGAGCGAAAGAUUGCAGCAGCUGAGAAUAAGGAAUUACAACUCAGUGAAAUUGUAAAACAACUUUCAAACAAAUCUAGUGAGGAGAAAAAGAAGAUGGAGGAGAAACUUAAAACUAGAGAUCGAUAUAUUAAUAGCCUGAAAAAGAAAUGCCAGAAGGAGUCUGAGCAAAACAAAGAAAAACAAAGACGAAUUGAAACCUUAGAAAAAUACCUGGCUGACCUACCAACACUGGAUGAUAUAGAAGGGCAGACUAAACAGCUGCACAUUCUAGAAGAGAAGAACAGGCAACUUCAAGAAACUAUGGCUGAGUUGGAAAAGAAGCUCGGCGAGGCCCGGUCGCAGUGCAGAGAGAGAGAAUUACAACUGGCAUCUCAGAAGAAAAAAGAAAAGGAGCUGGUCACAACAGUGCAGAGUUUACAACAGAAAGUAGAAAAAUGCCUGGAAGAUGGUAUUCGGCUUCCUAUGUUGGACACGAAACAGCUUCAGAAUGAGAAUGAAUGUCUUAAAGAGAAGAAUGAGAAAGCCAGUAAGGUCAUAGACAAUCAGCAAAAUCAGAUAGCUGGACUGAUUUUAGACAUGCAGUCUAUGCAAGAGAAGCUUUCGCAAGAAAAGUUGAUAAUUCAGAAGAUGACAAAUGAGCUUGAGGAAAAAGAAAGGAAUAUAGAGCAGUUGAAUAAAACUCUCUCUGAAAACCAAAGACUGAUGGAAGAGAAUGCCUGCCUGAAGGAGCAGAUGCGGCUGGUGGAGCAGUCCAGGCAGCCAGUAUCUGAGAAGAUGCCUAUAGCAGACCAGUUGUUCAAGGAAAUGUCCCAUUGCUUGUUUGACUUGAAAGCACUGUGCAGUAUUCUUACCCAGAGAGCUCAGGGCAAGGAGCCUAACCUUUCCUUACUGCUGGGAAUCAGAUCACUGAGCUGUUCAGCUGAAGAGAGCGAAAAUUACCACAGCACAGAAACUCUUUCAAAGAAGCUCUUGGACGUUUGUCAGUUACGGAAGGAUAUUGAUGAAUUAAGGACUAUAAUGUCAGACCGUUAUGCUCAAGACAUGGGGGACAAUUGCAUUACUCAAUGACAAAACUUCAUCUAGUAGAAAACAACUUACUAAAUCCUGCUGUGUCACAGGUCUUUUCAUUUCUACUAAGGAGCCAUAUUGGAAGGCUGCAAAUAGCCCCAGACAUGCACCUGUGAGGGCUGCGUAUAAUUAACCUUGGGAGUCUGGUCUGGAGGGGAGAGUCAGCAUUGAACAGAGUGGUACAAACUGCAAGAAAUCUUUUCUCCAAACUACUGAAUGUAGGAACAAGCUGUGAAGAAUGAUUCAGUUGGACACUCUGUUUCCUUCAUUAGGGCUCAUUUCAUUACUUCACCUAGUUUUUGGAAUCAGAGCUUCAAAACAGCCGUGCUGCUACUGCUCUCAGUCCUUUCCUUCAUCAAGGGUUUGUGUGGCAUUAUAUGUGUUCUGAUAUUAGAGGAGAAGGUCGAAGGACCUGUAGCUGUAUGUGGUGAAGCCAGGGAUUUCUGCCACUGCACUUCACUCUAAGAAUUGCAGUUGGAACAAUCUUGGAGCACUACAAAAAGUAGUUGCUAUCCAAGUUGUCUAAAAAUAGGAAUAUAGGAAAGAUGGUUUUAGUAAUGGAUUGUUUGUCCAAUAGCAGAAACUCCCCCAAGUUUAACUCCUUUAUGCAAACAGGUCCAUAAAAUAUAGCUGUAUCAGGUUGUUUGAAGUGCUCUCACAUUGCUGUAAGAAGUUUCAGUAAUAUGAAGUCUGUGACAAACCCAGAGAAGCUAUAAGACAUGAAACUGCAGCAUAGUACAUGGCUGCAGGAAAACAAACAAAAACACAAAACAACCAACAACUGUACUUUGGUGUUUGUAUUAACUUUUUCCUUAGGUCCUCUCCAUUUUAAAAUGUGGCUGGUCUGUGUUCUGUUGCUGAAGGCCUCUGAUGAGGUUGUGCACCACCUCAACCAUUUUUUACCACAGCUAUAGAAAGGGUGUUUAACUCUUGGAAAAAUCAGGGCUCGAACCAGAAGUUUUCCAGUUAGAAGUCUUAAGUACUUGGUUAUCCGAGAACUGCAACAUUUGCCACAUUGUUUUGGAAUUUUUGAUCUCUCCAUUUUUGUAGGAAGCAAUUACCUAAAAAAAUAAGAUUGUGUUCCAUAGCUUAUUCAAUGAGUAUCACCUGGCAGUGCUGUUUAACUCCCAUGGGACAGAUGACAUUUCCUGGAACAUUACUGCAAGGUAGCUGAACAGUUAUGCAUGCUGGAAAAUAGUAUUUAACUGAAGAAAACAAAAACUUGUGAAGAGCAAAACCACUUCCAAAACACACUGUUAAGAAAAAUACGUGCAUCACUUACGUGUGUGGGACUAAAAGAAGGUUUCAGAUGCUUUAAAAUGCAAGUCAGUCAACUUACACGUAGUGGGGAUACCAGCAGAAAUCUCUUAGAAAGCUUAGCAAUUAGAACCAAGAAAAUUCUAGGGUAACAUUUUUAUGGCAAAAGUGUUAGUAUCUUCUGUUUGCUGAUUAUAUUUGUGUUAAUAGAAAAAAGUGGUAAAGCAACAUAUGCUGGUUACCAUUUUUAACUUGGUGAUAUUUUGCUUUCUGUCAAUUGUUAAACUGUUACCAUUAAUGUUGUUUUUAUAAUUUAGUGGUUUAUUUUUUUUUAACUAUAUGCAUUUAUUUAUUUCACAGUUUUCUCUAUCCUGAAACUACACUUGGACUAAUUUGCGAAAAAUAACGUUGCUAUUUAUAUUACUGCUACAUGGUGUUUCCAGAUAGAUUAAUCUGGUUCAGCUUCUGUGAGCACUAGAACAGUGUCUAGAGGAAAUCACAAGUGAAAUUGUCUAGUGUCUACUUAAAGGAAAAGAAAUGAGGCCAUUUUAUUUUAAGUUUCUAUGCUCCUUUGUAUGCACGCUGCAAUCUCUCCACAAGGGUGCAAUUUUCUCUGGUUUUCCUUGUCCUUCUCAGUGCUGUGAUGGAGGUGGAGUUGGAAAUAGGAGUGUGCUCUUCUCAUUGAUGUAACAAGUUUUGUCAUGAUUGGGGGAAAGAUCUUCUGAACUAAUCUGCAUUCUUAGACUGCAAACAGAUCAAUGGAAAUUAUCUAAAGGGGUGAUUUAUUCUGGAAGCUCGUUAGCAGUAUUAAUUCCACAUUAAUACACAUCUUCCACAUUGAAGGUGUACUUUUUUUUACUAGUGCAAAACUGAAGACAAGGAACUUUGCACAAAUGGGCUGGCAUGGUUUUCUGUGCCUCUGUCAGUACUGGCUUUUGUAACUAAAUCCUCAGCUCGUUCCUUUGGUGUAGUUUGCUGGUUUUGGUCCUGCAGUGAAGUAGUAGUCUUCAGUUUAUGGCAUCUGUCUCCUACCAGAAUUCAACAAUAGCAUUUCAGAUAAUAAAUGAGAAGCAUUAGGGAGAGAGGAAACACCUAAGUUACACAUUGUUGUUUGUUUCCUUAAAUGGCAAUGUUGUACCUAUAAAAAUUUACCAAGCAACACUUUUUCUAAAUUUGAUGAAAAUAACAAGGAGGUUAAUAGAGCAAUUAGAGAAGAGCAGGAGAUUUUUUUGAACUGUUAAGCUUGUCACUUGGCUGGUGUGCCUCCAGUGUCCCUCCUGUUAAAGGGUGAUACUGUACUGAAAGCUGAGAUCAGUAAUUUAUGUUUGCAGAGCACUUCAGUUUUUAUGGUCUUCGAGUAUUAGUUGAAAGUUUCUCUGGAAGGAGGUCCCAAUUUAUUUGUAAUACUUUGAUUGCAGCGCUGUAAUCUUGCAUUGUGAUGUUUUUCUUACAGAACCUGUAAUAUUUAUGUUGACUUUAAAGCACUUGAUUUUAAAACCCCGUGAGUUUAUCUACCUCAGUCAAAUUAAAGUAGGGAGGUAAAUGAUGGAUGUAUGAGCCAAAGAUGCAGACUACCAACUGACUGUCUACAGUGAUGCAGUAUUUUGCUUUGAUUCCUUAAAAUUUGGCCUGUUGUAGUGGUAGCAAUUACUAUAUAUGCAUCAGUUUACAGAUGCCUCUAAAUGGAAUAAGCUUUGUCUAAGAUAUGCAUGACUGUUUAAUUGGUUAAAAUGUAGUGUGUGUGUGGUGUCAUUCAGCUUAUUUAAUACAGAGUUGAUUAAAGAAUGUUAACAUUGGAAUUGCUUAGAUUUAGUCAUGACAACUUUUUGCUGUAGCUGUUAGACAAUCCCAAGGGCUGAAAAACUGCAGAUGAAUGGAUACUGUACCAUUCUGGGUGUCAGCAAAUUUGUACAGUAACAUUUUGUAUAGUUUCAGAUUGAAUUUAUAUGAUCCUCCAGAAGAUAUUUACAGUAACUACUGUAUUUAAGAAUGUACUUUGAAAAAGACACGGCAAGUAAGUGUCUUCGGACAAACUGUAGAGGAUGCUAUGUAUUUACUGUAUAGAAGUAACGCAGCUCAGUCGUGUAAAUGUGAUUUAGGUUGCUGGCCUCUGCUGUGCAGCUUUAUGGUGUGAUAGUUGUGUGAAAUUGUGGAGAUUGCUGUAACCACCCACUCAGGCUCCAGCAUUUGAAGCUGCUGGUGGUCAAGAAGUCAUUACAAGAGCUGAAAUUCCAUCCUUUUCACUUCAAAAGGUUUCCUUCCUUCCUUUGCCCUCGCAGCCCACCUUUUCUUUCAAAUGUUCUUUUGGACAUUUUUCUUGCAGGGUAAGAGCACAAGGAAAGGAAGAAAGCAAACCCUGUCCUCCACAACCUGGUGUCAUAGCGUGGGCAGUGAUGGCACACUGCAGUCUCUCUGCAAGGGCACAAUUUGCUCCAGUUCUCCUUGUCCUUCUCAGCGCUAUAAUGCAGGUGGAGUUGGAAGUAUAAUUGUGCUCUUCUCACUGAUGUGACGAGUUCUGUCAUGAGUGG